Molecule: messenger RNA, 1047 nt
Organism: Penicillium paradoxum
Lineage: Eukaryota; Fungi; Ascomycota; Eurotiomycetes; Eurotiales; Aspergillaceae
Exons: 1
Coding region: 1-1047 (348 amino acids)
Source: RefSeq, a predicted model, not a curated record
AUGUCGAGACGUAGCCCAUCCGAGGAGUUCGAGACAGAGCGUGCUAACUUCUGGGCUCUCCUCGAAGGGAUUAUUCAUGAUCUCAGAAACAACUACCCAGCGGAUCGUGAUCUCAUCAUCGGACGGAUCGGCCAUCUUUCUGUACGCCUCGCCAGCUAUCGCCAAGCUGGGGAGUUGAUGGGAGUGAGCCAUCCGCCUAGCCAGAUCGUCUGCCACGCACCUCCCGGUUUCUUCACUAAUCGCGCUCAACAGCAUCAAAAUUACUUUGGCACAGAAUUUGGAUAUGCCUGUUGGUUCACCCAGUCUCAUUUGGGCUAUGCCACAGAGGAUCUCCUCAACUACAGAAGUCCCACUCGCGUUGCCGAUCUACUUGAGGAUGUGUCCAUGACUUGGCUCUUGACUGAGAUGAGAGCCUUUCCUCAAAGCCCUCACAUUAGGGUUCCUCCACAGUCCUUACCAGCACUGCCAUCGUCACCUUCCAAUUCACCAGAUACAGAUACACCCGACUUUCCAAGAAAGGCCACCGAGACAAGAAGUCCUACGGGACCACUCGGCUCCGAUGCACGUGUCCACUUUGUUCUUCCCACUGUAACCAACACUCUUUGGGGACAAGCAAGAGGGAAACGCCAUCGCCCGGCUUCUCCAUACCCUGGAAGAGAUCAUCGCGGCAAAAAGGUCAAGAGAAGACCAUUGCCGCCGACUUUAGAAGAUGACGUCCUACUUCCACCUAUUUUGGAUAGUAGCCAUAAAUUUCCAUUGCCAACUCCCACCUUACCCGGUACUCAAUCACUCUUUACCCCACUCACUCUCCCCAGUGGACAUAUCCUCCCCAGUGCACCGAGCACUUCGGCGCCACCUCCAGUUGGACUGAACAUACAACACUGUUUCGAACCACCGGCACCAUCAACCUGCAUUUCAAUCUUGAAUUCAAACAUUGGAGAGACUUUACAUGGAGCUCGACCCUGGCAACUGAUGAAACCACCCUCAUCCCCUAAAUCUGACUGCCGCCGCUCGGGAUCAACAGUGAAAGAAGAACUAGUCGAAUGA